AUGUCCAAGGACGACGUGGGCUGCAAGCUGACCUCAGUCUACAAGCAAAAGGAGAGGAAGCCGAAAAAGCCUCACUACAUCCCACGGCCAUGGGGCAAGCCCUACAACUACAAAUGUUUCCAGUGCCCCUUCACCUGCAUGGAGAAGUCCCACCUCUACAACCACAUGAAGUACAGCCUGUGUAAGAACUCCCUCUCCCUUCUUAUCGAGUCCGACUGGCCCUACAAGAAGGGCAAUCUGCUCCACCCAGAACUGCGGCUCCUGCAUGCAACAGAGAGCUCCCGUCUGCGUGGGCGGCGGGAUGAGCAGGAGACCUGUGACUCCUCAGCCACAUCAGGAGGGUCAGUUAGGACCAAGCAGGCCUCCAGCAGGGAUGGCCAUGAGGACAAGCCCAUGUCAGGGGUGGAGAUCCUGCCUGCUGAUGGGGCUGGUGAAGAACGUGGCCCAUUCCAAGAAGAGGAGGAAGAUGUUGCUGGCCUGUUGAGGGCAAUGGAUGCCGGGGAGAAGAAAGAGAAAAAUGAAGAGGCGGGUUGCCAAGGUGACCCAGCUGAACCAGAAGUGAACACUUUGGUCUUCGGUUUCAAGAACAAGAGGGACAAGCCUUGCAAGGAGGUGGAGCCUGACUUCAUCAUCACAGACGUCUUCUCCCUCAAGAACCACGUCAUGAAAAGCAGGGAAAUGGGCUCCCCAGACCUAGAUGCUAAGCCAAAGCAUUGCAAAGUGCCAAAGAAAUGUCUGGCCAGCGGUGGGAUCCUCAUGGAGCAGUGGAAGCUGGUGGCAAAUGGGCAAAGAAGGAACACACCUGAGGUCUCCCCACCUUGUACGGACAGCAACAUAAUCCCGUGCUACCCCCCUCCAGCCUACAGUGACUACCAUGAACCUCAGGGCCUCAACCUCUCACUGCUGGGUAUUAACUACCCAUUAAACCCCAGCCUCUUCUCCUACCUGAGCCCCACCAUGGCCAACAGUGCUACAACACACCCGCAUUUGGCUCAGCUGCCCUUCCUGGCCUCCACAGCCCAGCUGAUGCACCCACACGCUUCCCACUUCCAGCCUCUGCAGAGCCCUGAGCGCUCAGCCUUCCUUCCCCGCUUCUACUACCCCUUGCUCUUCGAGCACACCUUCGGCUCCACUGAAAGCAAGAUGUCUUCCAGCAAGCCAGAAGCACAGCAGCUGGUAGGCUCUGUCAUGCCCACACCGCCCCAAGCCAAACCUUCCAGUGAGCAGAUCAAACCAGGGCUGCUGAAGGUACCAGUUCUGAAGACAGGUUUUCCUUGGUCCAAAGGUGUCAGAGAGGAGGCAUCCUCUGAGCUCAGCAACCCUGCCAUGCUGGGGCAGGAAGAAGAGGAGAAAUGGCUGUCCCAAGAGAAAGAGAGUAACCCAGCUUUGGCCCUCAACAACCUGCGCAAAAAGCCAGCCACUGACAUCUACCAAAACAUGGUGGGGAUGAAGGAUGGCACUUUUGCCCCCAGUAGCAUCCCCAGGAAGACAGAGUUACCGGUGGUGACCUGUCUGGAGACCAGCAGCCCUCCAGGCAACUCUCUGAAGAGGAAGUUCACUGCCAGUGGGCUGGAUUUGAUAGGGCCUGAAAGGCUGAUGCCUGGAAAACUCAGCUACCAGAGCAGUGGCUCAAGGGCCAAUCCUGGCCACAUCCCCAAGGUCCUGGACCACUGGCACACAGAGGUCCUCACAGCCCAGCCUGAGGAACUGGAGAGAGGCAAUGAUGCUGAAGAUCUUCCCUCUGCAGGUGCUGGCCUGGACCAUGGCCUCUGCAAGCAAAGCAGACCCCAAGAGACUUCUGCCACUGUGACAGACUCUGAGACCACAACCGUGCUUAUCGGGGACCUGUCCAAAACCUUAGAGGAGUACCAAGAGGUGGAGAAGAAAUUGUCUGACCUUGCCAAGGAGGACACCCCUGGGCAAAAAGAGCUGAGGGACCAGCUAGUCAAAAUCCGACAGGAACUCUACCACAUUCACCAGGCACUGGAGAAAGCCACCAAACCCCAUGAGGGGCCUCUGGACCUCUCAGUUAAGAGAUCUUCUGAAGGUCUGGAGAAGAUCCAGCAGGCCAAGAAGGAGCCCUGCAACAUGAAUCUGGGAAGUGAGAAGCUCCACAGCAAAGACCAAGGGACCCUCAACAAAUGUAUGGCCACCAGGGAGCCUGGAGAGAUGGAGGGGCUGUCAAACUGCCUUCUUGAGGCCGAGAACAAAACCAUCGACCUGUUGAUCAAGAUGAGCCGCUCUGAGAGCCUCCAGGCAUCCUCGUCUGAGGCCCACCUGGGUGCUGUGAUCAAGGCUGAGGUCCUGCCGCUCACCAUGCCCCUGGAGCUCCGGCAUGUGAUGGAGCCCUACUACAGCCGUACCACUAAGUGCGAGGCAGACUCCAGUGUCCUACUCUGCUCUGAUGGCAGAACCAGCACCACCCAGGGCCCUCAGCUCCCAGUCACCACCGAGGAUGGGCCCCUGGGCUGCCGGGCCAUGCAGCGCUCCCUGUCCUGCAGCCUUCCCAGCGAGACAGACACAGUGUGUGUCCACAGUCCUCUGCAUGCUGACCCCUAA
This is a messenger RNA of Mesitornis unicolor (brown roatelo), 2559 nucleotides long. It is a transcript of the gene PRR35, whose product is annotated as proline rich 35. The transcript is spliced from 2 exons. The coding region runs from base 1 to 2559 and encodes 852 amino acids. The record is from RefSeq and is a predicted model, not a curated record. NCBI's taxonomy places the organism in Eukaryota, Metazoa, Chordata, Aves, Mesitornithiformes, Mesitornithidae.